This is a messenger RNA of Lipotes vexillifer (Yangtze River dolphin), 2207 nucleotides long. It is a transcript of the gene MCOLN2, whose product is annotated as mucolipin TRP cation channel 2. The record is from RefSeq and is a predicted model, not a curated record. Gene Ontology annotation, cellular component: membrane. Lineage: Eukaryota; Metazoa; Chordata; Mammalia; Artiodactyla; Lipotidae. Gene Ontology annotation, molecular function: NAADP-sensitive calcium-release channel activity. The transcript is spliced from 14 exons. Bases 1 to 1701 code for a protein of 566 amino acids.
AUGGCUCUUGGCGUGGAGGCGCUGGACCUGCAGGUGUGGAGCAGAGCCUCAGGCCCCUCCCGGGGGCCUCAGUGCAGAGAUGCAAUGGCUCAUCUUGAUUCUGAGGUGACAGAAGAAUGUCUGAGAGAAGACCUGAAGUUUUACUUCAUGAACCCUUGUGAAAAAUUCCGAGCCAGACAACAGAUUCCGUGGAAAAUGGGUUUGCAGAUUUUGAAGAUAGUCAUGGUCACCACACAGCUCGUUCGUUUUGGUUUAAGUAACCAGCUGGUGGUUGCUUUCAAAGAAGAAAACACUGUUGCUUUUAAGCACUUGUUUUUGAAAGGAUAUUCCGGCGUAGAUGAAGAUGAAUACAGUUGCAGUGUAUAUACUCAAGAGGACACCUAUGAGAGCAUCUUUUUUGCUAUUAGUCAGUUUCAUCGGCUAAGGAAUUUAUCUCUGGGGACCCUUGGUUAUGGAGAAAAUGAAGACAACAGAAUUGGAUUAAAAGUCUGUAAGCAGCAUUACAAGAAAGGGACCAUGUUUCCUUCUAAUGAGACGCUAAAUAUCGACAGCGACAUUGAAAUAGACUGCAUUCACCUAGACCUCCAGACCCUCUCCAAGAACCCUCAGGACUGGAAGAACUCAUCAUUCUUCAGACUGGCAUUUUAUCGCCUCUUGCAAGUUGAAAUCUCCUUUCAUCUCAAAGGCAUUGACCUGCAGACGAUUCAUUCCCGAGAGCUACCAGACUGUUACAUCUUUCAGAAUACGAUUAUCUUUGACAAUAAAGCUCACAGUGGCAAAAUCAAAAUCUACUUUGACAGUGACGCUAACAUUGAGGAAUGUAAAGACUUGAACAUCUCCGGAUCUAUUCAGAAAAAUACUCAGUAUGUCCUGGUGUUUGAUGCAUUUGUCAUUGUGAUUUGCUUGGCAUCUCUUAUUCUGUGCACAAGAUCCAUUGUUCUUGGUCUAAGGUUACGAAAGAGAUUCUUAAGUUUCUUCCUGGAGAGGUACAAGCGAUGUGUGUGUGAUGCCGACCAAUGGGAGUUCAUCAACAGAUGGUAUAUCCUGGUGAUUAUCAGCGAUCUAAUGUCAAUAAUUGGAUCCAUAUUAAAAAUGGAAAUUAAAGCCAAGAAUCUCACAAAUUACGAUCUGUGCAGCAUUUUGCUUGGAACAUCUACGCUCUUUGUCUGGGUUGGCGUCAUCAGAUACUUGGGUUACUUCCAAGCAUAUAAUGUGCUCAUUUUAACAAUGCAAGCCUCACUGCCAAAAGUUCUUCGCUUCUGCGCGUGUGCCGGUAUGAUCUAUCUGGGUUACACCUUCUGCGGCUGGAUUGUCUUAGGACCAUAUCAUGACAAGUUUGAAAACCUGAACACGGUUGCUGAGUGUUUGUUUUCUCUGGUCAACGGUGAUGACAUGUAUGCGACCUUUGCUCACAUCCAGCAGAAGAGCCUCUUGGUGUGGCUGUUCAGUCGCCUGUAUUUAUAUUCCUUCAUCAGUCUUUUCAUAUAUAUGAUUCUCAGCCUUUUCAUUGCAAUUAUUACAGAUUCUUAUGACACCAUUAAGAAAUACCAACAGAAUGGGUUUCCUGCCACGGAUCUUCAGGAAUUCCUGAAGGAGUGUGGUAGCAAAGAGAAGUGUCAGAAAGAGUCAUCAGCCUUCCUGUCCUGCAUCUGCUGUCUGAGGAGGAAUGGAAGCGAUGACCACUUGAUGCUUAUUAACUAAAAUUCUCCUGCUGAAGAUAACCGAGUUCAGGUCUCCGUAUCAAGUGACAAUCAACCCCAAAUGGCUUGGACCAGCACUUGCAAAAAUACUGAUUGCGGAGUGGGAAAGAGGACUGGCUAUGAGCUGUCUGAAUAGAACUGAAGUUUCAAAAUUCCUUUUUAUAAACUUGGAUGAUGAAGAAUAGACCACAGUCAACUACUGGGCAUUAGUGUAAUAGAGCAGUGCUGGUGAAAUUCUGUAUUAGUCUUUUAAUUUAUGACAUCACAGUGUUGGGAUGGAAAAAAAUCACAUUUCAGAGUGUGCAAAACAAUGGUGUUUAAAGCCAUGCAUUUGAAGAUAUGAGUUUAUCAUCAAAUACGGGUUUGUCUUAAAAGUGAUUCUUGGGUUAGAAGACAUUUGUUAGUUCAUGGUCUGCACAAAACUGAAAUUGGUUGCAAUAACAAUUUAGGCACUCAAAGCUGGAGAACUUUUAAGCCAUGUAAAGAUUACACUUAAAUCAACAAAAA